This is a messenger RNA of Myotis myotis, 5286 nucleotides long. It is a transcript of the gene ACVR2A, whose product is annotated as activin A receptor type 2A. Gene Ontology annotation, biological process: activin receptor signaling pathway; protein phosphorylation; cellular response to growth factor stimulus. NCBI's taxonomy places the organism in Eukaryota, Metazoa, Chordata, Mammalia, Chiroptera, Vespertilionidae. Bases 322 to 1887 code for a protein of 521 amino acids. The record is from RefSeq and is a predicted model, not a curated record. Gene Ontology annotation, molecular function: activin receptor activity; ATP binding; activin binding. Gene Ontology annotation, cellular component: activin receptor complex; plasma membrane. The transcript has 12 exons.
UUUAAACCCGCUUUUGUUGUUGUUGGCUUCUCGUGGUUCGGUUUUGUGUGUUGUGGGUGUGUGUGGCGGUUUUUCCCCCGUGGUGCAUUUUUUUUUUUUAUUGUUGUGCUCUUUUUUUUUCCCCCUUUUUUUUUUUUCCUCUCUCUCUUUCUCCCUUUUUUUUUUUUUUUUUUUUAAAAACCCGUGAACGUUUUUUGAUCGGGGCUUCCGAAUAUGUUUUAUGACGGUUGAUUUCACACCAGGAGGUUUGUCUCCGAGGAAGACCCAGGGAACUGGAUAUCUAGCGACAACUUGCUCCGGCUUCCCCGGCGCCUCGGGAACAUGGGAGCUGCUGCAAAGUUGGCGUUCGCCGUCGUUCUCAUCUCCUGCUCUUCAGGUGCUAUACUUGGUAGAUCAGAAACUCAGGAGUGUAUUUUCUAUAACGCUAAUUGGGAAAGAGAUAAAACGAAUCGAACUGGUGUUGAACUCUGUUAUGGUGACAAAGAUAAACGGAGACAUUGUUUUGCUACCUGGAAGAAUAUUUCUGGUUCCAUUGAAAUAGUGAAGCAAGGUUGUUGGCUGGAUGAUAUCAACUGCUAUGACAGGACUGAUUGUAUAGAGAAAAAAGACAGCCCUGAAGUAUAUUUUUGUUGCUGUGAGGGCAAUAUGUGUAAUGAAAGGUUUUCUUAUUUUCCGGAGAUGGAAGUCACACAGCCUACUUCGAAUCCAGUUACUCCUAAGCCACCCUAUUACAAUAUCUUGCUCUACUCCUUGGUGCCACUUAUGUUAAUUGCAGGGAUCGUCAUCUGUGCAUUUUGGGUGUAUAGACAUCAUAAGAUGGCCUACCCUCCUGUACUUGUUCCUACUCAACACGCCUUUCAUAUAAUGAUAGAGGACCCAGGACCACCCCCACCUUCUCCAUUACUAGGUUUGAAGCCACUGCAGUUACUAGAAGUGAAAGCAAGGGGAAGAUUUGGUUGUGUCUGGAAAGCCCAGUUGCUCAAUGAAUAUGUCGCUGUGAAAAUAUUUCCAAUACAGGACAAACAGUCAUGGCAAAAUGAAUAUGAAGUCUACAGUUUGCCUGGAAUGAAGCAUGAGAAUAUAUUACAGUUCAUUGGUGCAGAAAAACGAGGCACCAGUGUUGAUGUGGAUCUUUGGCUAAUCACAGCAUUUCAUGAAAAGGGUUCACUGUCAGACUUUCUUAAGGCUAAUGUGGUCUCUUGGAAUGAACUGUGCCAUAUUGCAGAAACUAUGGCUAGAGGAUUGGCAUAUUUACAUGAGGAUAUACCUGGCCUAAAAGAUGGCCACAAACCCGCCAUAUCUCACAGGGACAUCAAAAGUAAAAAUGUGCUGUUGAAAAACAAUCUGACAGCCUGUAUUGCUGACUUUGGGUUGGCGUUAAAGUUUGAGGCUGGCAAGUCUGCAGGUGAUACUCAUGGACAGGUUGGUACCCGGAGGUAUAUGGCUCCAGAGGUAUUAGAGGGUGCUAUAAACUUCCAAAGGGAUGCAUUUUUGAGGAUAGAUAUGUACGCCAUGGGAUUAGUCCUGUGGGAACUGGCUUCUCGCUGUACUGCUGCAGAUGGACCUGUAGAUGAGUACAUGCUGCCAUUUGAGGAGGAAAUCGGCCAGCAUCCAUCUCUUGAAGACAUGCAGGAAGUUGUUGUGCAUAAAAAAAAGAGGCCCGUUUUAAGAGAUUAUUGGCAGAAGCAUGCUGGAAUGGCAAUGCUCUGUGAAACGAUAGAAGAAUGUUGGGAUCAUGAUGCAGAAGCCAGGUUAUCAGCUGGAUGUGUAGGGGAAAGAAUUACUCAGAUGCAGAGACUAACAAAUAUCAUUACCACAGAGGACAUUGUAACAGUGGUCACAAUGGUGACAAAUGUUGACUUUCCUCCCAAAGAAUCUAGUCUAUGAUGGUUGCACCAUGUGUACACAUUGAGAAACGGGACUGUGAACUGGAGCUGCUAAGCUAACGAAACUGCUUACAGUGUAUUUUCUGUGUGAAAUGAGCAGGAGGUCUCCUGGACGCGUCGAAAAGAAGACCCUCGUUUAAAACUGUGGCUCUGGGAGACUUACGGCACUGCCUAUAGCAGAAACGUGAAAGGACGAGAUGAAGAGAAACAUUGCAAACUCUAUAAACUUUUGAGAAAGUGUACAUGAAGAAUGUGGCCCUCUCCAAAUCAAGGCUCUUUGGACCUGGCUAAUCAAGUGUUUGAAACUGACUUCAGAUUUCUAAUGUCUGUCAGAAGACACUAAUUCCUUAAAUGAACUACUGCUAUUUUUUUUUUUUUAAAUCAGAAACUUUUCAUUUCAGAUUUUAAAAAAGGGUAACUUGUUUUUAUUGCAUUUGCUGUUGUGUUUCUAUAAAUGACUAUUGUAAUGCCAAUAUGACACAGCUUGUGAAUGUGUAGUGUGCUGCUGUUCUGUGUACAUAAACAGUCAUCAAAGUGGGGUACAGUAAAGAGGCUUCCAAGCAUUACUUUAACCUCCCUCAACAAGGUAUACCUCAGUUCCACGGUUGCUAAAUUAUAUAAUUGAAAACACUAACAAAAUUUGAAUAAUAAAUUGAUCCAUGUUUUGUAACAAGGUAUUACAAAUUCACUGUGUUAUUUAAGAAAAAAAGGUAAGCUAUACUUAGUGCCAACAGUAAGUGGCCAUUCGUAAAGCAGUGUUUUAGCUUUUCUUGUGCUAGCUUGUAAUUUUAGGAAAAAAAGUGCUGUUCUUUGAAUUGAAAAAUGGUGGCAUUCCCCCCUCUUCCCAUGUUUUAAAGCUUCAUCUUAUAUCCAGUUCCCAAAAUAUUGCAUUUUUACCUAAGUAUUUUUUUUUUAGGUGUGCUGUGUUUGGGGAAUAUUUGAAAAUUUAAAGCAUGAUUUAAAAUUUUUAAGUGAGCUGUGACACUGGAAAGCUCUUCAUUUUUAUUCUUUUAAAAUAGAUUUUUUUCCUAUUUAUAUAUGUAAAAUUGUAGUGUAUUUCUUUUCACCAAACAGUGUGUGGGACAUUCUUUAUCACUGUUUUAGGAUCACCUCAGGAAGUGUCAUUACCCAGAAUUCCUCACUCUCUGCUUUGAGACUUGUAAGUUUAUCACCAUAUUUCUGCUUGGUGCCAUCUUGUCAGAGUAAUAUUUGAUGUCUGUGAUAUGUAAAGAAUUAUCCUAGGAUAGAGACUAAGUUUUAAGCACAGAUUUCAGAUGUUACCACUUUAAAACAAAUCAGGGAUAACAAGUUAAACUUAUAACUUAAAAUAUGCAAUGACAUUUAGAGGUAACCAGUAUUGAAAAUAGGUCACAUAUAACUGUCUCCUCCUGCAAAUUGCUCUCACAACUGACUCUAUUAAUUUAAGAUAGUUCAUUCCUUACCCUUGAUAAGAAAAUGGAAUUGAUGGUAGGUGUCAAAGUGCUUUUCAAAACAGUAUACCAUUAGAAUAUCAUUGGAUUCUUUCUCAAAUUAUGCAGGCCAAAGUAAAACAUUCAUUUCCUGAAUUUCUAGAUUACUGACCACCAGUAUUACACUAUAUACUUUUUGUCAGGUCAUUUUAAAAUCCAUACAUUAACUUUAUAAAAUGAUUUUUUACAUGUCACUGUCAGGCACUCACUGUGAAUGUGUUAUCUGUAAAUGGUUAUUUAAUCACACAGUACACUACAUUUUACAUAUGAUAUGCACUUACUCUCUGGGAAUAAUAAGUUAUAUUAUUUAAAAAUAAAUAGGUCAACAGACUCUAAGCAGGGAGGGGAAAAAGAGUAAUAGCAUUGUUGCCCAUGUGCCACACACCAUCUAGAACAUUCUCUUGGUCACAUCAUGUGCCCAAGUUGUCAUGUCAUUUUUAGGAAUUCCCAUUUCAAUGUUGAGUUCACCUCUUUAGUUAAAAAAAAGUACUUUGCCUAUCAAUUUCUUGAUAUGGUUUUGCUUUCACUUUGAAACUAAUCAAGAAAGGAAAAUAAUCAGAAUGUCCACACAUGAAAAUUGUUAAUCUCCUGAAGACUAAUUUACAUCUGUUCUAAACAUUUAAUCCUGAUUUUAAAAGUUAAAAAUCCAAAACAGGAGGAAUAUUUGUCUUAUGUGGGUACUUAGAGAUAAGUUUUAUAAGACCAGUUAUUCACAAAAUAAAUUUUUCUCGUUAGAAUUUUUUUUUUUUAGAAAUCUGGGUAUUGUACUUAACUAGCCAAUUUUAAAGCUUGUAUCCUUUUGAGAAUGUUAUUAGAGCAACUUUUUAUAAGCAGUUACGUAAGAAUGUUCUGGUGACUACCUUGUCCUGAUUCCGUCUCGUUAGAACUUUCUUUUGCAGGGCAUUUUCAUGUUUGGUUUACAGUCGGGGCAGAGUGGGCAAGUCAGCAAAACGUUUGAGCUGGGGAUACUAAAAAAGAACGAUCAAAGAAUGAGAGAAAGACUUCGUUUGGGGUAAAUGGGCUCCAGUACUUCUUUUCCUCAUGUGCAUGGUGCUCCUUAUGAUUUGUCUUGUAUUUAGCCUUUCUGAUACCCAUCGGACUGCUGCUCUAACUUACACUCUUUACCUUGCCCAGAUCUUCAUCUAAAGAACGCUUUAUGAUCAACUGCCAUAGGACUGAUGGCUUAACCGGUAUUUGGCUUUAUUCGAAGUCAAUGCCCCGCACAGCUCUUGUAUGUAUUUUAGAUGCUAGUAAGUUUUCAGCAUGUGAUGUGUGAUUCUUGUUUGAGUGUUUAUUAUAGAUAUCUUGUGAAUUCUAGAACAGAGACUGUGCCUCACAAUUGUUGGUCCCAUGAACUAUCCUUCAUGGUGAUGGUUUUGAAAAUACAAUCAGGAAACAACCCCAACAAAUUUGGAAUUUAAAAUAGAAUCAUAUAUCAUCAAAUUAAAAAAGAAUCUCUUCCCCCUUUCCUUAUCCCUACAUAACAACUGCAUUUAAGUAAAAUGCAGGUGCUAUGGGGAAAAACCCUGGCCAGAUGAUAGUUUGGUGGGAUAAACUGAUUACUGUUUUAAAAAAAACUGCUUCACCAUAGAUAUUCUCCAGUUUCUCUUUUUUACCUUUCUAAAAAAAUUACUUUUUAGGAACAUUUGGUAUAAUGUGCAUAAAAUUAUUUACUGAUUUAUGGGCAAAAUGAUACAAGUAGCAUUUUGAUUGAACAUCAUUUACCUCAGAUAUUCAACCAGCAGUACAUUUUUUAUGCAGUCUAAACCCAUAUCCUAUUUGUUACCUCUCAAAAUAUUGGAAAGCAAUUAUUUAGCUUUACUCUGUAUUUCUUGUCAGUGUUUUGGGCACAGGUUGUUGUACUACUGUCAAAUUGUACUUGCUGUUUUUUCAGCAAGUAUUUAACAAAAAGCUAAAAAAAAAAAAAAGCC